This is a messenger RNA of Bipolaris sorokiniana ND90Pr, 1338 nucleotides long. RefSeq lists its product as uncharacterized. Gene Ontology annotation, biological process: regulation of glucose metabolic process; protein phosphorylation. Gene Ontology annotation, cellular component: mitochondrion. The record is from RefSeq and is a predicted model, not a curated record. NCBI's taxonomy places the organism in Eukaryota, Fungi, Ascomycota, Dothideomycetes, Pleosporales, Pleosporaceae. Gene Ontology annotation, molecular function: pyruvate dehydrogenase (acetyl-transferring) kinase activity. The transcript is spliced from 5 exons. Bases 1 to 1338 code for a protein of 445 amino acids.
AUGUCGUGGAAGCGGAGCGAGAGGCUGAUGGAAACCAUCAAGCACUACAGCAACUUUCCGGCGACUGGCGUGUCCCUACGGCAGAUGGUGCAGUUUGGCGAGAAGCCAUCGACGGGAACCCUUUUCCGCGCGUCACAGUUCCUUUCUGAAGAACUUCCCAUACGGUUAGCACAUCGCGUGCAAGAGCUCAACGAUCUCCCCGAUGGCCUCAACGAGAUGCCAUCCAUUUGCAGAGUGCGCGAUUGGUACGCGCAGUCAUUUGAGGAACUCGUCGAACUGCCACGGCCACAACUCUCGAGCGAGAUCAAAGAACGAUUACUGAAACCAGCGAAAAAGAGCGGCGACAAGAACUUGAUGAGUAAACCGACACAAAACCCAAGUAUCAGAACUGGACAGUACCGAUCCGCACCAACAUCGAAUGGAAACCACAAUGGCAAUGGCAACGGUAACGGAAUCACCAAAGAAGUCAAGGGUGCAAGCCGGAGAUACUAUGUCGCUGCAGACGACGGCCAGGAUUGGCCACCAGAGCUCGGCGCAUACAAUAGAAAGUUUGCCGAUACUUUGGAGAAGAUCAAACGGCGGCAUGACAGCGUCGUUACUACUGUCGCGCAGGGCAUCCUCGAGUGGAAGCGCAAGAGGCAACGGAUGCACAUUGACCACAACAUACAGGCUUUCCUGGACCGUUUCUACAUGUCACGUAUCGGAAUUCGGAUGCUCAUCGGCCAGCACAUUGCCCUCACCGACCAACGCUCACGGAGUGAUCCAAACUACGUUGGUAUCAUAUGCACCAAGACAAACGUACAAGAACUGGCACAAGAGGCUAUUGAAAAUGCGCGCUUUGUGUGCGAAGAUCAUUAUGGAUUAUUUGACGCUCCAAAGGUGCAGCUUGUGUGCAACCCCGGGAUCAACUUCAUGUACGUGCCUGGGCAUCUGUCGCACAUGCUCUUCGAGACUCUGAAAAACUCGCUGCGUGCUGUAGUAGAGAGACAUGGGCAAGAAAAAGAGGCAUUCCCUGUGACUAAAGUCAUUGUUGCAGAGGGCAAAGAGGAUAUUACGAUCAAAAUCUCGGAUGAAGGAGGUGGUAUUCCUAGAUCGUCGAUUCCGCUCGUCUGGACAUACAUGUACACGACUGUGGACCAAACGCCCAACCUGGACCCAGAUUUCAACAAGAAUGAUUUCAAAGCACCAAUGGCUGGUUUCGGCUAUGGCUUACCUAUUUCUCGGUUAUAUGCACGAUACUUUGGUGGAGAUUUGAAGUUGAUCUCGAUGGAAGGCUACGGCACCGACGUCUACCUCCACCUCAACCGCCUCUCUUCUUCCUCGGAGCCUCUGCAAUAG